UCAUAGAAUGAGUCCUCUCUGGGUUUUAUUCAUGUUCUUUACCAUAACAGAUUCUUUGGAAAUCAUCAAAGCUGCCAGAGGCGGCUCAGUUCAAUUACCUUGUGAGCCGACCUUUGGCGAAUAUGAUGGAUUUAAUGUGAAGUGGAGUAAAAAAGGACUUCAAAAGGAAGAAUUCAUAUGUGAAUAUUUCGUAAAUUCGACAGUUCUGAGGCCCAUGCAGUGCAUGCCGUCCUUUGAACCCUCAAUGCAGGGUUUGAAUGUUAAACAUUUUAAAAGCAAUCACUCUGGAUCCUACAGCUGCAUCAUAACAGGAAUUAUACCGCCACCCAUUCGUGAGCUUAAUACAACUAUAAUAAAACUUCAUGCAGGUCUAAGCCUUGAGUUAGUGAAUACCACUGAUUCUGGUUGUGUUGAGCUGGUGUGUACAAUGGAUGCCAUAGAUCAAGAGCAAGUUGAAUUUAUCUGGAACUCGAGGGGCAAGAAUACAUCUGAACAGAAGCAAGUCACCAACAGCUCGUCCAGUGUAAGCAGCUCUCUGCGCCUGUGUGGAGCUGAGAGGAGAGAUGGAGACACCAUCACCUGCAGUGUUUCACUUCCAUCAGAUCACUUUACAUCAAACUGGACUAUUCAUCAACAGAAUGUAGGUAAAGAAGACAGCAACUGGAUGGUGAAAACAAUCUGCAUUUGCGCUUUAACUGGGGCAAUGUUGAUGAUUGCCAUGGCUGUCAUUAUUUACAAAUGUAAGAAGAGAAAGAAUUUGGACGAUGCCUCCGUAGUGUACACCAACAAGGUUUAUGAGAACUUCAAUUUUGGCACUAGGAUUCCCAUCAGAGAAAGCAGAAGAGAAAUGCAGCAUGAAGACUGUAUUUAUGAGAAUUGAAUUGGAUCAGUCCCUGAACUACACAAAUUAAAUUUUCGUCGGCUUAAAACUUCUGACACCUUCUCAGUAUCAGACUGUUCUCAUCGCUCAUUUGAUUCAUGUAUUGUAUAUUACGUCUUUGCUCAAAUAUCGCAAAUAUUGCUUUGCCACAGUGACAUUGCUUUCAGAUGAGUUUUUUGUGGGUGAAGAGAUAUUGCAUCAUAUAUAUGUUGACAAUAUUCAACCCAAUCUCCUAUAGGUUUUCCUUUUGAAGCUGGUUGUUACCUUGGAGGGCAUAUUUUAGAGCAUUUAAUGCAUCAUUCUAAGCACAUUGCAUAGUAGUCUUUCUCUUUUGUUUGUCCUUACUAAAGAGUGGCUAUAAUAUUUGUGAUGCGAGCAUGUUAAUCGUUGUGCUUCAUUAUAUAUAUAUUAGAUCAGAGGUUUGCAUAGAUAAUUUAAACAAAACAAAAAAAACACUUCAGAGAUUUUACUAAAGGUGGUUUCACAACCAGGGUAAGCUGUUUGGUUCAGGCUCAACUUUCUUGAAAUUGUAUUACUUCUGUUUUUGGUAAUAGACUAUACUGUAUCUGUUGAAAGAUAAAAGCUUGGAUAAAUGCACUUUAAAUAGGUUGAUUCUAUCAAUGUACUCAAGACUUGAUUGGCCAUCUGUUACCAGAUUGGCUAUCUGUCAUUAUUGUAGUCGAUUGGGACAUAUACCUGUAGCUGACAGGCCUCCCUUCAGACCCAGUGGCUCUUUCAGGUUAAUGAUCAUUUACAUCAACAUACAAAAUCAUCAGAACAUUAUGGACAACAAAGUAAGUUUUGGAGUGACCAUCAAAGCCCGAUCGAUCUUAAUUCAAAAGACAAUGUGUUAGCUGAACUAAAAAAGUGAGCUAAUUGAAAUAGAAUGUGAAUUUAUUUAGCCAAGGUGUAAACAUAUGACCUCAACUAUAAAUGUGAACUGAGUAGAAAUGUGAUUACAAAGUCUCUGUGUGUGUGUGUGUGUGUGUGUGUGUGUGUGUGUGUGUGUGUGUGUCUGUGUGUGUGUGUGUGUGUGUGUGUGUGUGUGUGUGUGUGUGUCUGUGUGGGAGUGAAAGAGAGAGACAGAGAGGCAGGGCUACAAUCCCUGAGAGUCCAACUCUGUUCAACAUCUACAUUAAUGAGUUAGCAGUGCAGUUGGAAUAGUCUGCAGCCCCUGGACUCACCCUUUAAAACAAAGGUCAAAUUCCUGCUUUUUUGCAGAUGGUGGUGCACCUAUCACCCUAAGAACAGGGCAACACUCACUACAAUCUCAUGACACCACACUGCAGUAAAUUUCACGCCAAAGUAGUUCAAAUACAUAUGUGAAAUAAGAACCACAUUUAUUUUUAAAUGCAUUACACACCUUUGGAGGAAACCAUCCAUCCCAGCAUCUAACAGCUCUCACUCUGCUUUCCUUCCGGUUUAUCGUAAAAAGAAGAGUACGAUGUAUGCUAUGUGUUGCAUGUUGCUACUGAAUUUGUUGCCUCACAAAUUAAAUGUACAA
This is a messenger RNA of Alosa alosa (allis shad), 2384 nucleotides long. RefSeq lists its product as uncharacterized. The coding region runs from base 8 to 880 and encodes 290 amino acids. Lineage: Eukaryota; Metazoa; Chordata; Actinopteri; Clupeiformes; Clupeidae. The record is from RefSeq and is a predicted model, not a curated record. The transcript is spliced from 5 exons.